AUGUUUUCUGCGGGUCGCCAAGAAAAUCGCUGUAAUGUCGCAGCCAAUCUUCCAUCCUUCGAAGUUGAAGUUGAAGCUGAGAACAUUGUUUACCCAAUGUGUCCCGAAAGAAUCAAAUCGAUACGUCGUUGGGUGAGCGAUGUCGGUCAGGAACAGAGCCAACAGAACGUUCAGAGCUCACGCCGUAUCAUUUCCGGAGUUGGAACUUUCUCGUCGGAGAACUUCACACGAGAAACAUUGCCCAAUAUUACCAGUUAG
Molecule: messenger RNA, 258 nt
Organism: Laccaria bicolor S238N-H82
Lineage: Eukaryota; Fungi; Basidiomycota; Agaricomycetes; Agaricales; Hydnangiaceae
Exons: 2
Coding region: 1-258 (85 amino acids)
Source: RefSeq, a predicted model, not a curated record